CGCUCGCAGGGUGACCUCGACGCCGGGCGGGGUCGAAGGACGCUCUCAGCUCCGCACCCACCUCGCGGCCCCAAGCCCGCUCCGAGCCGGAGGCCUGCGGGGAGGCGGCGACCCGCUGUUCCGAGAAGAACGCCCCGAGGGCCAGGCCAGGGGUCAGCGCGCCCUGGCAUCCGGCCGCCGCGGAACAAUGGCCGGAGGGGCUGCGGCGGGCACGACGGACGCGGUGGAGCAGGGGCGCCCGGGCGCUGGAAGCUCCGCCCCUCGGCCGGCUCCCUGACAACGCGGGCCGGGCCGCGCCGCCUGCUCCCCGCCCCUCGGCGCUCAACACCAGGCGGAGCCCCGGCCGGAGCGCUGCAGCAGCAGCCGCUGCUCUGCAGAGCCGGGCCCGGGGUCGGGGCCGGGGCGUCCUCGUUCCCACCUUCUCCCGUCGCUAUGAGCCAGGGAAGUCCGGGGGACUGGGCCCCCCUCGACCCUACCCCCGGAUCCCCAGCGCCCCCCAACCCCUUCGUGCAUGAGUUACACCUCUCCCGCCUCCAGAGGGUUAAGUUCUGCCUCCUGGGGGCACUGUUGGCCCCCAUCCGAGUGCUUCUGGCCUUUAUUGUCCUCUUUCUCCUCUGGCCCUUUGCCUGGCUGCAAGUAGCUGGUCUUACGGAGGAGCAGCUUCAGGAGCCAAUUACAGGAUGGAGGAAGACUGUGUGCCACAACGGGGUGCUGGGCCUCAGCCGCCUGCUCUUUUUCCUGCUGGGCUUCCUUCGAAUUCGCGUUCGGGGCCAGCGGGCCUCUCGCCUUCAAGCCCCUGUUCUUGUUGCCGCUCCCCACUCUACUUUCUUUGACCCCAUUGUUCUGCUGCCCUGUGACCUGCCCAAGGUUGUGUCCCGAGCUGAGAACCUUUCCGUGCCUGUCAUUGGAGCCCUUCUCCGCUUCAACCAAGCCAUUUUAGUAUCCCGGCAUGACCCGGCUUCUCGGCGCAGAGUGGUGGAGGAGGUCCGAAGGCGGGCUACCUCAGGAGGCAAGUGGCCCCAGGUACUAUUCUUUCCUGAGGGCACCUGUUCCAACAAGAAGGCUUUGCUUAAAUUCAAACCAGGAGCCUUCAUCGCCGGGGUGCCUGUGCAGCCUGUCCUCAUCCAAUACCCCAACAGUCUGGACACCACCAGCUGGGCAUGGAGGGGCCCUGGAGUACUGAAAGUCCUCUGGCUCACAGCCUCUCAGCCCUGCAGCAUCGUGGAUGUGGAGUUCCUCCCUGUGUACCACCCCAGCCUGGAGGAGAGCAGGAACCCCACCCUCUAUGCCAACAAUGUCCAGAGGGUAAUGGCACAGGCCCUGGGCAUUCCAGCCACUGAGUGUGAGUUUGUAGGGAGCUUGCCUGUGAUCGUGGUGGGCCGGCUGAAGGUCGCCCUGGAGCCGAGGCUCUGGGAACUGGGAAAGGUGCUUCGGAAGGCUGGGUUGUCUCCUGGCUGUGUGGACACCGGGGCAGAGCCGGGCCGGAGUCGAAUGAUCAGCCAGGAAGAGUUUGCCAGGCAGCUCCAGCUCUCUGACCCCCAGACGGUGGCUGGAGCCUUUAGCUACUUCCAGCAGGAUGCCCAAGGUUUGGUGGACUUUCGAGAUGUGGCCUUGGCACUGGCAGCUCUGGAUGGAGGCAGGAGCCUGGAGGAGUUGACUCGCCUGGCCUUUGAGCUCUUUGCCGAGGAGCAAGUAGAGGGGCCCGGCCGCCUGCUGUACAGAGACGGCUUCAGCACCAUCCUGCACCUGCUGCUGGGGUCCCCCCGCCCUGCUGCUGCAACUUUGCAUGCUGAGCUAUGCCAGGCGGGACCCCACCAAGGCCUCUCCCUCUGUCAGUUCCAAGACUUCUCCCUCCACGACCCGCUCCACGGGAAGCUCUUCAGCACCUACCUGCGCCCCUCCCCAAAACCACAGGCCUCAACCCCAGGCGGCCGCAUGGCUCUGGCCAACGGGACUGUGCCAGCGCCCAAGCAGAAGGGCGACUGAGAGCCUUGACCUCCCCAGCUCGCCUCCGGCCUACCCUGUGCCUCAAGCCCAUUUCUGCUCCUGCUUGAGUUUUUUUGUUACUGUUGUUGGUUGUGUUUUUUUUUUUUUUAAGUUGAUUUUCAUUUUUUGU
Molecule: messenger RNA, 2116 nt
Organism: Mustela erminea (ermine)
Lineage: Eukaryota; Metazoa; Chordata; Mammalia; Carnivora; Mustelidae
Gene: LPCAT4
Product: lysophosphatidylcholine acyltransferase 4
Exons: 14
Coding region: 433-1986 (517 amino acids)
Biological process (GO): phosphatidylcholine acyl-chain remodeling
Cellular component (GO): endoplasmic reticulum
Molecular function (GO): 1-acylglycerophosphocholine O-acyltransferase activity
Source: RefSeq, a predicted model, not a curated record